AUGGACGUUAAUUUACCGUUACCUUCGCCCAAUUUAAAUGCUUCACCAAGAGGUAUUUUUUGUUUGUUAUGUGCUUGUACGUUGGUGCAAAAUGCAAUUGUUGGCGGAGCCAAUAACGCGAUCAUAACUACCAUCGAGAAAGGUUUUUAUAUGACAAGUACGGACACUGGUUUGUUUCAAAGUGUUUAUGAACUUGUGAGUGUAUUUGUAUACCCAUUGGUCGGGUACCUAGGCGACAAAGGACGAAAGAUUCGAUGGAUUGCUUCAUCAAUGUCCAUACUCGGAAUUGGAUUUUUGGUGAUGUCAGUUCCUCAUUUUUUGGAAUUAAAGCGUGGUCGACGUAUAUUUGAGACAAGAGCUGCUGAUCAUUUAACAUUGUGUGUGGUAAAUCGAACAGUGAAUGUAUGCAAUGUAUCAAAUAAUCUCCAAUUUUUAAGACAUUUAAAAUACGUUUUCUAUUUAUCAAAUAUUAUCAAUGCUUGUGGAUCAGCAGCUCUACCCACAUUAGCUGUAUCGCUAGUUGAAGAUUUAUUUUCAAGCAAAACUGCACCUUUAGCGCAGGGAGCUUAUUACGCAAUUGGUGGUAUUGGUAUUGGCUUUGGAUUUCUCGCUACAAGUCAAUUUUUGAAUGUGUAUACAAACAUUCGAAAACCAGUGUGGUUAACACCUCAUUAUGCAGAUUGGAUUGGAGCAUGGUGGAUAUUAUAUAUGCUGUCGUCAGUUAUAUGUUUUUUGUUGUCAUUCUUGCUCUUCUAUUCUGAUACUGGACGUAGUCGAUCUGGUUCACUGUCUACAAAUCGUGUAGACUAUAGUCUAUUACCAUCAGUAAUAAAGAAGAAUAAAAAUCAAAAUGAAACUUUAAGCGUUCCACUUUCUAUUAACAUUUCAUCAGCUACACCAACUACGACUAGUUCAUAUGCAGAUAUCAGUUCAUUCCAACAAACAAGACCCUCCACCACCAUAUUUAAUGAUAAUGCAACAACGGAAGAUCAAGACAUACAAAUUCAUCCUCAAAAUGGGGAAGAUCAAGACAUACAAAUUCAUCCUCAAAAUGGAAUUGACAUUUGUCGCACGUUGAUUCUGAGUGCAGUCACUGAAGAACAAAUCCAUCAACAAAAACUUUCUCCAACAACAGAUUGCUUUUAUGAUAUCUACUCACUUAUCAAACAAUUAUUGAUUAAUUUACGUUACAUGGGUAUCACAUUGUGUGCCGUUACCGAAGCUCUUCUAAUCAAAGGCUACUUGGCAUUUUUAUCCAAACAUAUUGAAUAUCAGUUUCGUACGACAUCAUCACAUUCAAGUAUCUAUAUGGGUGUCAUUAGUUUAUUUAGUGUAGUGCUUGGUACACCGUUGGGUGCUUAUAUGGUCAAACGUCAUAACUUUGACGGUCGAAAAUGUGCAAAAUUUUGUUGUCUAGUGUUAGCAAUGUCUUCUGUGAUAUUUUUAGGUUUAUUACUCCACUGUCGUGAACCAGUUAUUGGUACAGAUCAUGUCAUGACAAUAUUUUCUAGUGCAUUUUCAUCGGAUGAAUCGACUGAUAGUCCAUUGUUAUUACCAGAAGUUGAAGAAACUCAAUGUAAAAAAAAAUGUAAUUGUGAUAUGAACAUAUUUCAACCGGUGUGUGAUCCUGUCAAUAAAGCCACAUAUCAAAACCCGUGUUUAUUAGGGUGUCGGAAGAUACUCAAAGGAAAAUAUACCGAUUGUGAGUGUUUACCGCAGAAUGGUACAGUGAUGGUUGGACGUUGUAAAGAACGAAAAUGUACAUUAAAUUUAAUAUUAACAUUAUGCGGUGCAUUUGUUGUUGUCUUUAUGAGCUGUUGUAUUAUUGUACCAGCACUCAAAGGUAUAUUACAUAGUAUCGAGCCUGAACAUCGUGCAUUUUCUUUGGGUUUCAAAUCUACAUUAACCAAAUCAUUGGGUUAUUUGCCGGGAACAUUGCUAUUUGGAAAAGUUAUUGAUCACACGUGUAUUACGAGAAUUAAGGAAACAUGUGGUGACAAAUAUCAAUGUAAACAUUAUAACAAUAAAAGAAUGGCCAUUUCAUUAGCUCUAUUAGGUUUUGGAUUUCGUUCCAUAUCUGCACUUUGUUGUGCAAUAUCUUGGUAUGCUUACAAAAAACAUCCCGACACUCAAUCACAACAACAAAAACAAAAUAACAAUCUAAACACAAUUAGAAGGGCGUCAGAUAACUUAACAGAAGAAAAUAUGUUGACCGCUAAAUCUUAG
Molecule: messenger RNA, 2226 nt
Organism: Didymodactylos carnosus
Lineage: Eukaryota; Metazoa; Rotifera; Eurotatoria; Philodinida; Philodinidae
Source: the annotation of a GenBank genome assembly